Messenger RNA from Zootermopsis nevadensis, 13262 nucleotides. NCBI's taxonomy places the organism in Eukaryota, Metazoa, Arthropoda, Insecta, Blattodea, Termopsidae. The record is from RefSeq and is a predicted model, not a curated record.
UGUGUCAUACAUGCAAUGAGAAGUUAUGCUUAGAAGUGUUUCUAACGAAUUUGCUCACAUUUCCUUUCACAGGAGAUUUUUGUUACAUAAAUUCAUAGACUGAAGACGGAACAAUCUUUGCAAACGUUUAUCUUGUUAUUGAUUCUGUAAGAAUUACUAUUCUGUUGACGUUUGUUUUAAAAUAAGCCAAAAGAAGUAAGCCGAUCAGCUGAAAUUGUAUGCCCCUGACGUCAGAGUCGGCGAACUAAAAAGUGUAAUGGCUGCAACGAGUGACAGCCUAACAAGAUUCCGGGGUCAGCCGUGGUCUAAUUGGACUGAUUAUUUGGGUCGGGACAGCCCUCUUAGCGAUGAAGAUGAUCCCGACAAGCCUGUGCCAGAUGUUAUGAGACUUCCUAAGGAAGAUAUGGGGUUGUUUGGUUUAUGCCCUGAGACAGAUACCUUUUAUGCUGUUGUCUGUGAAAUAUGUGAGGCUUGUGUGAAACCUCAGGGCCUGAUUAAUCAUAUGGAACUGUGGCACAAAGCGGAUGCAACAGAUGCCUUACCCCCUCCUGAACCCUCCGAGAAAGUUAGUAAUGGUAAAAGUGGAACAAGUAAAGGAGGUGCUAGCAACCGGCUCAAUGUAGGUAGUGUAAAGUUAAGAGUAAAGAGACCAUUGACUGUACCAUGUUCGAAAUUAGAACGUCUAACAACUAGUUUAGAAGAACAGACUACAUUGUCAGAUGCAGAGAAAGGUACUCUUCCACCCAUGGAUGUACCACAGCAUUCAUCUUCUGUUAGUAAUGUUCCUCCUACACGCCCAGCUAACCAAGUUUCAGGCUCAUCGUCAUCAGCACCCUUGGCUCUUUUGCAGCCCGUAGUUGCUCUUACACCACUGAGUUCACCAACUCAUAUGUCAAAUGCAUCUCCUUCCACCACAAAAUCAAGCACAUUGCUGAUGACCCCCACUAGUGCCUCAACACCUUCUCUUCCAUGUUUAGCAAUGGACAUGUCCUCUUCUUCUUUCUCAACUCCCAGUCCUAAGAAACGCCCAAAAUUAGAACGGAAAUGUCUGCCUAUAAAGGAGAGAGAAUAUGAUCCAGAUAAACACUGUGGAGUAUGGAAUGGGGAGAACAGCAAGCCCUGUACACGAUCCUUAACUUGUAAAUCACACCCCUUGUCCAUGAGAAGAGCAGUGUCAGGACGCAGCAAACACUUUGAUAAACUUCUGGCAGACCAUCGGGCAGCAAAGGAUGCAGCAAUAAAACUUGUCAAGACAGUGUCUACAGUUCCAGGGGUCUUGAGUCAGUCACCUCCUCAGGAAAUGGAUACAAACCAGGCCUUGUCACCAUCUCCACAUGGGCGAGUUGGUGGAAGCUUGCCGUUAGACGUCCCUGCUUCUCCUCUUCCUGCAUCUCUGUCUACUCCUACUUCAAUCUUGACACCAAAUUCUGCUCCACUUGUAACUUCUGUUCCAAGUCCAACUGUGUCUGCAACCCCAUUUCUUAGCUCUCUUGCAAUCACACCUCUGCCUUCCCUUCCAGAUCUCACCAUUGACACAUUUGAGAGUCAUGUGGUACCAGCCCCAGCUUUGAAAGCACCACUGUUGAGCACAGUGUCAGUGGCGAGAGAUUCUCCAGGACUGGGAAAUUCUCCUGGCCCACCCAUGGGACAGCCACUAGUAACGGCUACCACAACAACUGUGCGGGCUCCUUCCCCUAUAACAACAGUCACUGUUUCUACCCUAUCUGGCAUACCAUCCCUUCCUUCACUGUUAUUGCCUGUUACAGGUUCCAUCUCACACAAUAUCCCAAUGUCCCCUCGAUCUCCAAGCAUGAUUCCAACCUCUGUGACGUCUCUAAACACAGACAUGGAUAGUAACUGUGCCCCUCUUACCUCCCCAUCAAAAGAUCUGACUGUAGUUACCAUACCUUCCUCUCAGUUACCAGCAUCUUCUUCAACUCCUUCUAUUUCCCCAGCUUCUGCCCCACAAGCAGUAUCCACGCCUACUCCUGUACCAGCAACUUCUUUUCUUCCACCUCCUACACACAUAUUUCCAUCAAUGCACACUCUCACAUCUGCUGUUCAGAUGUGUGAUUUCCCUGCGCUCUUUGAGGAUGUAACUUGGUUGAAGAAUCAUCCACGCCCAUUAGCGGUGUGUUCAUUUUCUGGACGUAAAGUUGGAACUUUGGUGUGUAAUACACGGAGACUGGAAGUGGUUCGUGAAGGUCUGCGGGAAGCCCUCACACAUGGUCCAAUGCGGUCACCACUUAAUAAUGAUUUCUAUGGAAAUACAGGCACAAACCAUGCAGCAGGAACCAUUAAAACAGUUCUUACAAACAUUUAUGCCAAGGGCAGCUUUCUCAGCCCAAGUGGAAAUAUAAUACUUCCUGGUGUUGGGUUAUCCAAUAAAAAUCACAAAGUACCAAUUCUCCCCACCCCAUCUCAGCGCAGUUCAUCAGCCAAUAUUACAGUCCCUAGUGCUCUUAAAACAGUGUUGCCAAAUCCACAACAUGUGACAGUCAAAGCUGCCUUAAAUCACAAUGUGACAUGUAACAGCGAUACCAUUAAAAAUGGACAGUUCCAUGUUCCAAACAUUUUGAGUGGAAGUCUCAAGAGGCAUGCAGAGUCGUCAAAAUCAUGUGGGAAUAUGAACUCCAAACGAGCGAAACGGAAACACACCCAAAAUGUGAAUCCUGCAGAGAUCAUUAGCAGCUUAUUAGCAAGGAAGAACAGCCGUUUGGGAGGCAGGGGAAAUUCUUUGCCACUUGUGACUGUAGCCAUUGCCAAUGGGCUGGCAGGUGGUGCAACACCAAAUCAGAGUGAUGCAAGUGAAUCUAAAAAUAUUUUAAGUUCACGUGGUGGUGUUACCUCAGAUUCCUUACGGGCAGAUCUCCCUAAAGGAAUAUCGUCUAGUAAUGUAAACCAAAUUUCAGAUGGCACAACAAAUGCAACAAAUGCAAAAGUCUCUUCGAAUAUUCAGAAUGUUCGGAUAGCUGCGAAUCCCAGUACAGUUCAGCUGGCUACACCUCAAAUUACAUAUCUGACAACUGGACCUGUCACUUUCCAACAAAUUCCUGUAUUAAGUCCUCAGGUAAUUAGCCAAAUCCAGUUGCAGUCAAAGAAUGGUGGAGGCAAUCAGUCAAUCCCAUUGAAGCUGGUGAGUGGGAGCGGAGGGGUGAAUCUGGCAGCGGCUACUGCUGCAACAUCAGGACGCAGUGUAGUUCUCCAUCAGGAUAAAGAUCAUGCUUCCUCUGAGUCUUGAUUUUGAGUUUUAUUGCAAGUCCAAUCUCAGGAAAACCAAGUCAGUGUGUUGUCCAGUAGAGAUUGUUACAUUGCUGUAGCCUUCUUGAUCAUGGUUGUCAUGUACUUCAAUAUGUAACUUCAUCUUUCCAGUCUGAUAUUGGCAUAUAAAUUUAUUGUUCUGGAACUGAUAGAAAUGGAUGUUUCUGGCAUAGUACUUUUAUGUAAUAAACUUGAGUCAGUAUAUGUACAUAUUAUGAAAAUGAAUUGUGAACACCUUUUCUUUUCAGAAUGCAGUAUUUAUUUGGAAUUAUAUAGUACUAAGUUUUUUAUCUUAAUUUUUUGUAAGAACUGUAUAUAUGUUUUAAUUUGCACUGUUAGGAGAGAGAACCCCAUAUUCUGUAUUCCCACCUAUUUUUGGUUCAUACAUAGUUAAAUUUAAAGAGACUGAUCAAUAUACUAAAACUGCAUUUCAAUAUAUAUGUAUAUGUAUGUGGUUCCAUUAGGUUGUGUGUAUAGUGGUUUGCUUGUUUUGUGUGUAAGGUGAUUUUUUUUAAUCUGUAUGUCAAGUAUUUAGUCCAUUUGAGGUGCUUUUGACCUGUUGCUUGUGGUGUUACCACUUACACUGGUGGUGGAAUUGUAAACUAGAAGAGCUUUCAAUACCCAGACAAACACACAAGAAAAACAGUUUGUGAUUGAACCUCGAGCCAGCUGUGAUAUUAUACUAUGAAAAAUAGAAUGUCUUAUGCAAGUGAUAUUAUGUCUUCAUCUUCCUCCAUAGUAGAGCAAUAGGACUCUCAAAAACCAACUAAACCCGCAAAGUGUUCAUAUUUUGGUACGAGGAGCCACAUAUGUCAGUAGGCUGCUUGGGCCACCAUUGUUACCUCAAUCAUGAGAGUUUUGUUACUUCUCCUAACUGCUUCCUCCUCCCUUACAAGUUAGAAUUUGACCAAAGGGUGGAAAUAACGUUCACUAUGUUUUGUGGAAUUGGCACAUAUUGAGCUGAUUGAAGGUGGUUGGCAUUUUUGAAUAUUGGAGUAUACAUAAAUCAUGAAUUUAUUUUCUGUUUAAUUUUACAAUGUUACACAUGAGUACUAUUUAUAUGAAAUAUAGAUUUCUUUUGCAUACUGUUUUUUUUAAUUGUUGAUGUUUAUUCUCCACUACUAGGGACAUCAGAUGCUAAUUUUGGUGGUUUAAUUUUUAUACUUUGUGUAUUAAAGAACCAAAUUAAGCAUUGAGAGGGUUUAUUUUUGAUGUGUCAACUUUCUUAAUGCUGUGAUGAUAUGCAUACCAGUCCUUCAUUUGGAAGUUCCUUUUUCCACUAGUACAUCAAGAAUAAGGACUAAUGGAGUAAAUGUAAAAAACAUCAUCUCCAAUAUCUAGAUGUGUUCCCUUUGCUGCUUUUGUUCAGUUAGUACAUUUCCGUAUAUAACUUUAUCAUCAGUUUUGUACAUCUAAGAUUAAGUGAAUCAAUUUCUCUAUGUGAUUAAGAUGUUUAAAUUUGUGUUAUAAAAUAUAAUUGCAAUCUUUAUUUUGGAAAUCGUAUUGGAAAUAAUCUUAUUGGAAUAUGAGUGAAGCAUUUAAUAAUUAUUCUACACAUGUGAUUAUAGUUUAUGUUCUCUUUAGUGGCAGUGUAUCAUGUAGCCAUGAGAAAUGCAAUCCAGAGUAUAGGCUGACUCUGGCAUGUAGUAUUAUUCUGCAUGGUCUGUUAUCAGGUCUCUCCAUUCAGAAAAUUAUACUGUUCCUGUUUUUACAUUUUCUGUGGCUUCUGCCAUUGGAUAUGGGGGGUACAAAUAUGAAUAUCCUUGUCAAUAUUUCUUACAUUUUUGAUCUUAAUCUUACUUUAGUUAUGUAUAAUUCAAUGGCAAUGUUUAAAGAGAAACGACUCUUUACAAGGUCACUUUAUAUUUAUUUCUAAGCGUGUGCAGAUGGGGAUGGAAGGAUGAUUUUCAUUAUGCUGCCUAUGUUUCAGCAGAGCUGAUCACUUGCAACAGCAUAAUGUCAGCUUGAUGCUAGAAAUAUGAUUGGCAAUGACAACAUAUCUGCACUCCCUCCUCAUUUACUUUGCAAAGGUGUAGAGGGAAAUCAAGACCCCAUGGUGCAGAAACACAUUUUGGUACUUGAAAAUGACCUCGUCUGAAUAGUACUGCCAUAGGAGUGUCUGGAGAAUUGUGAUAGUCUAGAGCAGCAUUUCUCAACCUGUGGUACGCGAACUAAGUAAGAAAAUCAAAAGAUACUAUUAACAUAAAUAAGUUUUCCCUGAACUCAUUUGGUUAGUGGUACAUUUAGUGUGUUAGAAUUUGUGGUACACCAGUGAAAAAGGGUGAGGACCCCUGGUCUAGAGUAUUAUGCCAUUCUGUCAGGUCAGUUGUUUGGUGACGUCUGCAAUCCAAAAGCAUUUGCCUUUAUCAUAACCCUUCCAGCUCUUGAUAUGUUUACAAGUGUAUGCUUACAGAUUACAGUAUUUUGCAGUAACUCACAAAUAAUUUUACUCUUCCUGAGUAUACCAGUAAGUGCUAUCCCACAGAAUCUUAUGUGACAUUGUUUUCAGAACAGACAGUAAAAGAACACAUACAAGGACAAUAUCAUUCCUCCCUCUUUUAGGCAUAUUUCUGUGCAGGCAUGGCCACCAUUGUUUGGUUUUCCUCUGCACAGUGUUGACUUUGAUAUUUUACAAUUCUCUUAAAUUGUAAAACUUGCCUUCUAUCUACAGUUGCUUUUUCUGACAGUGUGGAAGCCUUAAGAAGUUAAUUUAUGUCUGUCUUACUGUUCACUUUAGUUAGACCAAGUAAUUAAUGCUAGUCCACAGAGAAAAAACAUACAUGUACACUUUAUGCUUGAAUCAGAAUCAUGUGCAUCAUGUGACCACAGCCAGAAUCCUUUAAAACAGUACUGGGUUUUUAGGAAAUCUGCUUAAUACAUGAAUAUUGAUACAUAAUAUUAUUUUAUUUCCUCUCAUUUAUGAACAGCAGUCUAUAUGCCCUAAUCUGGCUCUUAUACCAAGACAUGAAUUCCUGUUUGUCAGUCAGUCCUGUUUCAGGAUGGACAGUAAGAGAUGAAUUGCGCUUUCAGGUUUCUUGUUUUCUUUAUAUGUAUGUACCAAAAAUUAUAUUUUUGUAAACUCCAUGUUUUGGGUGAGAAGUCAAGAUAGAUGUGGAUUUUAUGCAUGAUGCAGCAUUGUAUACAUGAAUGUGGUUGAAGUUUCAGUGUAUUUGUUAUGAAUUGGUCUUGAUGUGUGCCAGUUUUUCACUUCUGCAGGACAGUAAAUUUAGUUUGUAUCUGGAACCAUUGUCAUGAUUUCUUACUUGUAUCUGACUUGUUUCUGUAAUUGUUAAAGAUAUUUGGUUGUGAAAAUAAUGUGCAACACACUGGAAGGCAUUGAUAUGAGAUUUUCUUUUAUACUUAAUUUUAGUUAUCUUUGUAAAAAUGUAUUUUUCGAUUUCAUCCAUCACCUAAAGUGCAAAUAGAAAUAAAAAUAGGAUGUUUAAAAAGCUGGAUCCAGAUCUGAGGCUGCUUCAUCAAGGGGGCCCAACAGCGAGGGUUUCUGUCCUUUCCUUUUUGCCUGAAGACAAGAAUAUCCAGCUUCCAAAGUGUUGUAUUUUUAUUUCUGUUUGUAAUUUGCAUGAUAGUCAAAGUCCAAAAAACCUUUUUUACAGAUUAUAACACCAUUGUCAGAAACCUUUAGACUUCAUCUGAGUUAUCUUGUAAUUAUUUCAUUUGCAUAUAAUAACAGAGACUAGCAUGUUAAUUUCAGAUUAUAUUUCUGCUGCAGUUCUGUAAACACUGAUAUUUAUAUAUGAGCAUCAUGUUUGUCACCCUGUCUUAUUGUGUACAUAAUAAGGCUGGUAUAAAAUUAUUUACCACUAAUUGCUAUUUAAGUUUCAUUUGAGGUCUCUUAAUUUCUUUACAAAUUGGUUCAAACUGAAUAACAGAUUUGUGUUUUUAAUUGAAAGUUACAGAAUUGAAGAAGAGUUUGGUGAAAAAUGUAUGUACUACCUCCAUUCAUAUAAAUUUGAGGGAAAGAUUUUAAAACUGUUUGUAACUUAUUAAAUUUCUUUUAAAAAUGAUUCCAUAUGUGCUAAAAAUUAUUAAUUUCACAUUAUUUUGUCACCAAAAUGUUUGGGGGGUCUUUGCUAAGUGAAAUGAUAAAAUGUAUUUUUAUAUUUUUUGUUAUUACACACUUUAUACUAAAUGCUUCAUUUAUAAGUGAAAUAUGAAAUAUAUAAGUAUGUCAGUAUGUGACAUUCAAAUGAAAUAGUGGAGUUUUGUAAACAUUAAUUACACUUUAGGUGAACUAUGUUCAUAUACUGGUAGUUAGUAUUGUAGGCAGCAGUAGAAAAUGAUUUAUUUUUUUAUUUGAGUUAUACAUCUCCAAGAAAAUAUGUUCGUCUCACAUGAAAAUAUCAUAAGAUAAGUACCUUGGGUAACAUUACUCUUCUCCAAAUUUAAGUUCUUAACAGAAACAGUUUUUUCAUUGAACAAAAAGUGAGGUCUGAAGUCAUGAAAAAUCAUUCCGUAUUGAAUUUAAACAGGCUUCUUCCACUAGUUAGAGAUAAUGUUGAAUAUUAGCCUACUGAUUUAUCAGAUCUGAGACAAUUUUACCACAGUUGUGACCAGAAACCCUACAUUUUAUUAGGUCCAUGUGAUUGGAGCAACAAAAGUGGAAAAUUAUGUUUUUUAAUCUUUGCAAUAAAAUUAUCUUUGUGCACAGGGCAGAAACAGGCCUUCUACCAAAUGAUUAAAAAAUUAUUUUGAUUAUUGUACGUUUUUAUGCUAGUAAUUUUUAUUAAUCAUUACCACCAUUAUUGCUUCUAGCAGGUAAUCCCAUUCCAGGUCAGUAUGGAAAUAUUAACAGAGAAUAUGGCCUGUUAAAAUAGGUGCAAAGGAUAAGAAUGUACUCAAUGUUUUAUUCUGUUUCAGCUAUAAAUAUGUCAAGUGUCCAUUGCCUGUUGUUCACAAAAGAACCGUACCUCAUAGGUUUCAAAUUUCAAACCAGUAAUUUUAAAGUGUCUGAUAAAUUGCUUAUUACACCUAACAUCUGUGUACACAAAAAAUUAUUACACUUCUACAUUAUGACAGACAGGUGACUAGUGUAAGUUGCAUAUCGUGUAUGCACUUGCAUGGUGAUCAAUAACUUGCUUAUUUAUUAAAAUGUACUUGCGACUUUGAAGUUGCAUAUCGUGUGCAUUUGCAUGGUGAUAAGUAAAUUGCUUGUUUAUUAAAGUUUACUUGAGACUUUCAAAUUUGAGGUUAUUAAUGGACUAACUCCAUGAAGCAGAGUCCUUGAGAAACUAAUAGCUGCUUAACUAAUCAUGCUCACAAGAGCCCCAUUUGGUGGUUUUAUAAUUGGAAAUUAUGCCUUUCAAAAUGAAUACCAUAAUGUUGAAGUGGCCAGCUGAAGAUCUGUUAAAAAGACUGUAUCAUUGACAUUAUUCUUGAUUGCAUUCUUCUGGGUUGUGACACUGUGUAGUUCUGUGGGUGGACUUAGUUAAAACUCCUAGGUCAAGAUCCAUAUCAGAAAAUAAAAUAACUCCAUAGAUUAUGAUGUUCCAUAAAUGUUUUUGAUUAAAAAACUGUUUGGGACUCGGCUUUGCGGCUCUGUAAGGAAUGGAAGCCAGGCACAAUUCUUCCACAUUUCCACAGCUUCUGUAGUCACAAAGUUGAGUCCCAAACAGUAUUUCUUCAUGUACUAAAUAUUUAACAGAUAGCAGGCAGAUGUUGAAACUUGAUCCCUUAAAAACAAUGCUGUCAAAUGCCUGUAUCUAAUAGGUGACAUGUAAGACUUUAAGUCCUUAAUUAAUUAUAUUGGAUGGACAAUGAAGUGUGACAAAUGCACCAAGUCAUCUUGUUAACAUAUCAUUUUAAAGUUUUGAGUUCUGUGUAGCUGCUGGGAAGACAGUGAACAUGGGCAGGCCAGUCAUGUCAUUUCAUUUGUAUGUAUGUCUCCACACAUUAGGAUUGUGAACAGAAUAUACAGGUAAUUGCAGUGGGUCACAUUGACAUUUCUAGGUUAAAUGUUUUCAUUGUUGGUCCAGAAUUAGUUGUACUAGUUUAUUGGGCAGGCAAACUAAAAUAUGCACCAACAUACAGAUGUCUGAGUACAAACUUGGAUUUUACUUUCUUAAUGUUUUCAGUUUUCUUAUUGACUUGGCCCUUUACAGCUGGGGAAUUAAACUCUAAUUGCAUAUUCAUUUGACCAUGAUUGAAAAUUUUAUGUUAAUACCUUUAGUUUAGUUUAUGUUACAGCCUGCAUGAAGUAAUUUGUUACAGACAUUCUGAGGUAUUUUAUCUAGACUACUUUACAUUUGCUGAUUUCUUGAUAGAAAUGUUGGAACUUCAUUGCUCAAUUGUUACAUGAAAUAAAAACUUAAUUUCUGGAACCAUGAGACUGAUGUCUAUAGCAACAAAUAACUUGUGGUCUUAAAAACUGCAAUACUAAAUUGAAAGACUUAGGAAAUUAUUAAAAAAGUUGUCAUAAGAAUGUGUAAAUCUUUAUUCUGUCACUUUUUAUUAAAUGUCUCCAAUGAAAAAAUAUCACAUGUGAUGUGCAUAGUUGGUCACAACACUUUCAUACCUUUCUUUUACAUUAUUCAGGAUUAUAAAAUUAUGUACAAGGUAAGAUCAUGCUCUUUAUUAAUGCAAAUGGAUCUACCCAUGUAUGCCUUCCAGUUGAAUUGUGUGUUAUUCUGAUACAGUGAUGCACAGCCUUAUAGUAUGAUUUCUUACGAGAAAAAUUCAACAGCCUCCAGAUCAUUAAGUUGUAUUAUAAACUUCAGCAAAAUGUACUAAAAUAAAACAUGAAACUGGUGAAAGAACGAGUCAGAACAUUUAACAAUAACAAGGGUUCUGAAAGGUAGAAUGGCUAUAUGGAUGAAUAUGUCAACAUCUACUCUUGUUUUGGCCUUUGCUGAGAUAUUUUGUGUCUAUUUUUUUUAAUGUAUCCCUUCUAGUCUUUUGGUGAAAGGACAACAACAGAGAACUGUAUGUACAUUUCAGUUUAGAAACAAGUGAUUUCAUCAUUAUUGUGCUGGAUGUAAUUCAGAACAAAAUUAACCUAAAACCCUCAGCUUCAUAUUGAAAACAAAUUACUUCUGUCACUGUUUUCUUAUAUUCAUAUUUUGAAGUUGUAUGCAGAAUUUAAUUUAUAUCAUAAAUACCAUAUCAUUCAGCACAGUAAUGUAAAAUUUAUUUUGAAGUUAUACUUCCAAACACAAUGGUAUCCUUGUAGCAGAAAUGAACAUUAAAAUAUAUGAAGCAUUAUGAUUAGAUCAACAAAGCAUUCAACACUCCAUAACAUGAAAUUUUUAUAACAUACAAGGCUAAGAGGUUCUACAGUCAGGUUUCUUACUUCCAAAUGCAUUGUCUUGAAAUGUAAAUUUAAUUCUUAAAAGUUGGAACAUUUCCCUCUAUCUGUUUAAUAACCCUUACACUUAAGCUAUGGACAUGUAGAAUAUGGUUUUUGUAUUAUAUUUAAAUUAUUGUGUAUAUGCCAUUAGACUUGGGGACAUUAACUGGAAUAUUUUAGGUUCUCAUGGUGAUGAAUAUAUUACUAGUGGUCUUCUGGGUUGUGAUACUUAUGGGCUUGUAGAUGAAGAACAAAGUUUUGUAGGAAUAUACUACUCCACUUUCAGAGCUAAUGUAUAGAGAGGGUUAGGCUAAGGACCAGGUCAGAGGGAUUGGCCAACUUCCAAGGGAUGAGAGGAGAAAAGUGGCCCUUUUAGGGGACCAGAAAUUAAGUGAGCAUCAUGAGGAGGUCUUGUCACAUUCAUUUGGCUAAUCUCUUAACCUGGUCCUGAUUCUUCUAACCCUAAGUAAACUGUUCACUCUAUAAUACUUCUCAGAUGGAGGCUGUAUGUUCCUUCAAAAUAUUGGUAUCAAUCUUCAGAUCCAUACAUCGUCAUAACCUGGAAGACCCACCAUCAAGACAGGUGGAAUAAUUAACAGAAAUAAUAACUGGCAAGUAUGGUUCCAUCAAAAAUGGUUGAGUCUGGCUGAACUGCAGCUCAUGGGUAUAUAAUAAUCACAACGUACCUAUUUGAUACUAAUCUGAAGUUUAAUCUGUUCUUUGGUAAAUAGUAUAUUAAGAAUAAGUCUUGUGUAGUAAUGACUGUUUAGAUAUGAAAGUAAAUCAAUCUAAAAAAUGAAAUGAAAUCUCAGGACACAGUCAUGUUUUAAAUAGGAGAAAAGUACAGCUUAUAUAUGUAGAUAUACUACAGAAAUAUUUUGUGCUUUCUUCUUUCAACUAAAAGCUGCAUAAACAUUAUAUAAAGAGGAAUUAUGGAGCUAUGAUGAGUGAGCAGAAGGAAUUCAAACAGGAAUUUAAUGGAGAAAACAUUUGGAAAAGAAGAAGAUGAGAGGUUAAUAUUAAAACAUCUUUGGGAAAUGAUGACAUAUGAGAUUUUCAUAGUUGUGAAGAUGUCCAUUGUGGGUUUCUAGUUUGUGACACUGUAGACUUGUAGAGUAGUACCAGUGUUUUGGAGGAACAUACUGCAUCCAUCUUCAUUGAAGAUAGAGAUAGUAUGUUCCCCAAAACAUAGCCUCAUGACCCAGAAAACCAACAUGGACACUGUGAAAUGGGUUGUGAUAAAGAGAGCUGAAUGGAACAAGUUCAGAAUCAUGUCGAAUGGUGGGCCUUAGGUAUCAGUUAUAUUAAUCUGAAAUUACAAUGAAAAUACCUUGACUUACUUUAGUUCACUGUGGUAUUGGUGGGCUCAAAAUGCAAGAAAGAGGUAGAAAUUAUGUAAACUGAAAGAAAAUUGUAAUAGUGUGAAAAGAAAAAAAAAGUUUGCAAGAUAGGUAUAGUCAUAAACAGUUACAGAUUUAUAGGGAUGCAUUAAAGUCAUGCAAAAUGUAGUAGUAUGGUUUUGCUCCCUCCUGAAAAGUAGCAAGACAGCAUCUGCUCCACUGCAAUUGUUGAAUAUGGUACUCGAGAAAGAUGUAAAUCUCUGUUAGUAGACAGCAUGAUUGUGGCUUGAUUGCAUCUCUCUUAAAAUGGAUCUGUAAUUAUAUUAAUGUACUUAUUUUAAAUUAUGAGGAAAGAUCCUGUUCUUGAACCUGUCUUUUUUCAGAGAAUUUGACAUGAUGAAAAUUUAUCAAGGUGGAACUCAAACCCACAUUUAUCAUCAUUAGAUAGCGACUCCUGACUGAGCUACAGGAUAUUUUUCAUCUUCCAUUUCUCAUUUCCUCUUAUUUCAAGCACAGGAUAUUUUUGUAUAUUCACACAUUACCUGUUACAAGAUUCAUCUGCUUUAAAAGUAAGAGCCAUUGUGUCAUAAAUUAACAAUUUCAUUACAUGUCCAGGCUUUGAACAAUGUUGAUACAUUUGUAUGACAAUCAUUUAUUGCGUUAAUGAUUGUAAUGACUAACAAUUCACAUGACAGUAUAAACAGUGGUUUUCCAAGAGUACAGGCAUCUCACAUUUCAAGUAUCACGUAUUUGUGUUGUGGAAGACCACUAAGUUUUGUUAAUAAAAAAUGAAAGAAAUUGAUAAGAGUAAAACUAAUAUGUACCCAACUUUUUGGAGGGCAUACACAAUUCAUGUGCAUAAUUAUAAACGUACUUCACAAUAUUGUGAGUAAAUUCCUGACUUAGAGCAGUUUUGAAAAUGUUGUGCUUAUGUGAGGAAAUGAAACAGCACUGGGAGUAUUACUAUAGUUAUGCCAUCCAUUUUGAAACAGAACUUACUUGAAAUUGUGUUGUAUAUACAAAUAAAUAGUUGUUAACAUCUGCCAUGCUACACAUUUCUUCACAUUACAAUGUGUGAUGCAAAAUAACAUUUUGAUAAUCUGUUAGAAACUGUACAGCUUAUGUUCUGUGUUGUGCAUUACUGGUAGUGUAAAUCAGUAUCUGCAUGAAGUGGACAAGAUGAGGGUUUUGCCAAAUAGCUUCAUGAAACAGGUAAUACAAAAGACCUCCACUUUUGUGUUAUAAACUUCACAACAGUGAUUUGUAACAUAAUGUUUAAAUUAAAGCAAACAAUAAUCUGAUGUGACAUAUAACCAGUAAAAUAGCUUUGUGGCAGUAAAUAUUGAUAAUAAUGUGAA